Molecule: messenger RNA, 1839 nt
Organism: Chenopodium quinoa (quinoa)
Lineage: Eukaryota; Viridiplantae; Streptophyta; Magnoliopsida; Caryophyllales; Amaranthaceae
Exons: 1
Coding region: 1-1839 (612 amino acids)
Source: RefSeq, a predicted model, not a curated record
AUGAAUACCCCUAUUCCUCCUAAGGUCAAGAUCCCUACAUUGGACCCUUAUGAUGGAAAGACGGACCCAACGAACCAUCUGAAUGCUUAUAAAGCACAGAUGGGAGUCCAAACCGGGUGUGAGGCCUCAUGGUGUAGGUUCUUCCCUACUACCCUCAAGGGCAUAGCUCAGACAUGGUUUAACAACCUUACCCCCGGGAGCAUAAGAACGUUUGACAUGAUAGCCACUCAGUUUAAAAAGCACUUCAUCGCUGGGAGUAGGCAAACAAAGACUAGCGUUCAUUUGAUGACGGUGAAGCAAGGGGAGAAUGAAAGUCUUAAGGACUACAUCAAGAGGUUCAACACCGAGUCUCAGCUCAUCCCCGACCUCCAAGAUAAUGUUGCUUUCACAGCCCUUCUCGUCGGGCUCAAGUCUAACAAGCUGAAGUUUGAACUUGUCCAUGACAAGGUGAGCACCUUCUCUGAAGCCAUGGAAAGAGCUGAAAGGAUCAUUGAAGCUAGUGAGGUGUGCAAGGCGCCCGUAGAAAACAACAAGGGGAAGAGGAGGCAAGAAGACAACUACCAUGACAACAGGAAUAGAAGACCGAGGAGGGCUGAGAGUGAUGACGAAGGACCCAAGUACAAUGCUGAUAGGCGUGAGAUAUAUUUGGACAUAAAGCACAAGGCUAUUCUUCCUAAGCCUAACCCCAUGAAUACGCCGAUAGAGCAGAGGAACAAGAAGCUGUGGUGUGAAUACCACAAGGAGUGUGGUCAUACCACCCGGAGCUGCAGAGAGCUCAAGAGAGCCCUUGACAAGCUAGAUGAAGAAGGAAAGCUUAAUAGAUAUCUCAAGUCCCCCCUGAAUGAUAAGCAAAGCGGGGCUUCCAAGGAAGUGCAAGAGGCCCACAGCUCAGCUGACACUAAUAUCAGCAUCAAUGUCAUAGCCGGAGGGUUUGGCUCCAGGGGUUUGUCUAACAGGGCACGCAAAAGUCACUUGCGGUCGCUCGAAGAGCCCAUCUAUGAUAUCGGCACUCCCUCAUCUACCCCGAAGGACCCCCUCAUGGUAUUCGGGGAUGACAAAGGAAAGAAGAUUCAAAGGCCUCAUGAUGACCCCUUAGUGAUUCAUAUGAAGGUGGUCAAUGCUAAGGUGAAGAAGAUCUUAGUAGAUAGUGGAAGUUCAGCAGAUAUCAUCACAUGGAAAUGCAUCGAGCAAAUGCAUUUUGGAAAAGGUGACCUUACACCCCUGGAAAAACCCUUAGUGGGAUUUGGGGGGCAUCAUGUGUACCCCUUAGGAACAAUCAAGCUUCUUGUCCGUUUGGGGGAAAAAGAGAAGGGGAGAAGUUUGGUUCACACGUUCUUAGUUGUGGAUACCCCUCUGCCAUACAACAUGAUUCUUGGCCGACCCCUUCUCAAUAGGGUUAAGGCUGCCAUCUCAACCUAUCACUUACUCCUCCAAUUCGAGACCGAUGACGCAUCGGUAGGCAAGAUAUUUGGAGAUCAGUUUGAGGGAAGAAAAAGCUAUGUAGAUAGCUUGAAGUCACCUGAGAGUUCCGUCAAUCAGGAAGACAAGGGGGCCAAAAGGAAAGCGAUGGAUAUUGAUGAACCUCAGCACCCGAUCAUGAGCAUCUACAUGGCCGAGAGCCCAAAGCAGUAUGGUAGGCCUAAGCCUAUUGAAGAGGAUGAGAGCAUACCCUUAGGGGAUGACCCCGCUCGGACCAUGAGGGUGGGAAAGAACCUGGACCCCCAGCUCAAGAAAGAAAUCAUUCAAGUACUUGGAGAGUACAAAGACAUCUUUGCUUUUACAGCAAAUGGAAUACCGGGCAUAGAUCCCGAGGUGAUAACUCACGAGCUGAACAUCUAG